AUGAAUCGCGCUCGCGCCCGAAUCUAUGCAUAUUUGGCGCUUAUUCUGCUCAUUCGAUGGCGAAGUGCAAAACAACGUAAAGUUACGGAAGCGUUGAAAGUGCAAAGCAAAGAGGGUAUUAUGGCGACUGCGUUGCGAGUUGGCAAGCAGCAAUCCUGA
This is a messenger RNA of Gongylonema pulchrum, 159 nucleotides long. Lineage: Eukaryota; Metazoa; Nematoda; Chromadorea; Rhabditida; Gongylonematidae. The record is from the annotation of a GenBank genome assembly.